UUAAAUUGAUGUAUCUACAUAAAAAUGUCAUCAAUAUGACCUUUAAGAAGAGGCUCUUAAUACUUCCUUCAACUCUGUGAGAGACACAUCGACUGACGUGUCAUCCAGCGGUGGAGCCACGAGUCAAAAACAAACAUCAGAAAUGUUAAAAUUCAGCUCCAGGCAUGUCCUGGACAAAGAACAUACAGUGAUGUUGUGUAAAUUUGUAGAGACUCAGUGGCAGAAACCGGUUUUCUGUCUAUGAAGACAUGUUUGGUAAAACUUUAGAUGUAACUUCGACAUCAGGUUAGAAGCUGUUGCUGUGUCUGAUGUAACGCUGAUACUUCCUUGAGUAUAGUGCUGGUAAGUUCCACAUUAGUAAUGGUGAUCGCUUCCCUCGAAGAGAGCACAUGUGAACACAAUUCACUGGUGAUGUAAACACAGAUCCUAAUUUAACCGCAGUGCUAUGCUACAUCAGGAUUUUUGCAAGUUGAAGCUGCUUCAAACUGUUCACAUGGCUUUCAUUGGUCUCAGCCUGAUGGGUUUAAGGAUGAGAGUCAAACAGCAAGCACUGAUCAAUGUUGAGGCUUCCGCCUCCAUCUCUCCAUCUCUGGGAUCGACAACCAAUGCCAACUUGACCGUCCGCUAAAACUCCGCUUUGCAGCUUUUGUAAAUGUUGAGGCAGUAUAGCCGUCAUAGGGUUUUAGUGAGAAAAAUACUAUGAGGCCUAUGCUAUGACUUUGAAAGGUUGUGGCUAUUUUUGGCCUUUCAAAAAUCAAAAGCACAAGAGGAGACAUGGAGGCAUACCUCUAUGAUAACUUCAGUAUUUUUGAUUUGUAAAUUCAACAUUCAGUUAUCGUUUUUAUCUAGGACUGCUAUUUGUGUUCAUGAAACAAGAGAGCGUGGUGCUCUGAAUAACCCAACAGAUUUACUCUCUUUUACUUGCUCUUUGUCGCUACGAGUGACAUUUUAUAUUUCAUAUUUAUACCUAUGAACACACACUUUUUUCAGUCUGGUCAGUAAAAUUCAUUUAUAUAGGUAAAAUGAGUCACUUCAAAAAUGUUUUCAAUUAAGCAACUGAUCUUUAUCAAGAAUCCCAAUGCAGGGUAAUUACUCCAGACAUGCUCUUCACCUUCCACAUCAUCAUUUGAAACCAGAUCAGUUAAUUUGCCUCAGAGCAUUGGCCAAAAACAGUAAGAGUUGAAAAAGAGUUAUUAGCUGUUAUAAGUCAAACAAUUCUCACAUUCGUAGCCAUAGUCGUACCAACUGCUGGCAUAUAAUAGCAUAAGAGUGUCUGAAAGUUAGCAAGUCCUGAUUUAGUUGCCGGCUUAUGACGAGAUACAUUUUUUCCAAAGGAAAAAAAAAUAUGUUAAUGUCCUCAGACUCUUACAUUAUAGUGUGAUUUAAGGGAGUACUCAAUCAAAAGCCAAGGCUCUACAUUAAAUGCCAGCAGGCUUUCUCAUGCAUUCACAGAGGGACUUCCAAACAUAAUUUCCAUCCGAUCAGUCUUUAACAAGAAAAAUGAAUAUGAAAUAAAAUACAGUUGUUUACGUGAUCCUCGGUGUCACUACGUGUCUCUGCUCGAAAGGUGGCUGUGCGUUACAUCAUUUGCCUUGGAGCAUGUUUGUCACAGACCAGCAAAACAUGUGGUGACUUUUCAUUGGUUGAGCUUUGUUAAUGAACAAACAUUCUUAGCUGAGAAGCACAUAUAUAUUGAAGUUGCAUCAGUUGGAAAGUCAAAACACUCCUGACUUGAGUUGAAGUUCUGUGGACCUGAGAGCUACUGAAAACUGAAGGUAAAUACAGCAUCUUUUUUUAACUCUUUAUUCAGACCCACAGACUGAACAGCAUCUGUUUCUAACUACUCACGGACCAUUUCACAGUCUUUUUGUAUGUUCUGAUGUUUCCUUUCAGAAAAUGAAGAUCCAAAUUCUCCUGCUGGCCUGUGCUUUUGUGGCAGCGAUCAGUGCCGCACCAUCAGGAGAUGAUUCUGCUAAACCCAAAGCCAUCAAUGAUGAGGUUAAAGCUGAAGUGCCAAAGCCAAAUUUGGAUGUCGCUGAAGUGAAGGAUGAGGAUUCUGAAGAUGAUGAGCCCGACAUGGACGAGGAUUCCAAGGAUGAUGAGCCCAACAUGGACGAGGAUUCCGAAGGUGAUGAGCCCGACAUGGACGAGGAUUCCAAGGAUGAUGAGCCCGACAUGGACGAGGAUUCCGAAGGUGAUGAGCCCGACAUGGACGAGGAUUCCGAAGGUGAUGAGCCCGACAUGGACGAGGAUUCCAAGGAUGAUGAGCCCGACAUGGACGAGGAUUCCGAAGGUGAUGAGCCCGACAUGGACGAGGAUUCCGAAGGUGAUGAGCCCGACAUGGACGAGGAUUCCGAAGGUGAUGAGCCCGACAUGGACGAGGAUUCCAAGGAUGAUGAGCCCGACAUGGACGAGGAUUCCGAAGGUGAUGAGCCCGACAUGGACGAGGAUUCCGAAGGUGAUGAGCCCGACAUGGACGAGGAUUCCGAAGGUGAUGAGCCCGACAUGGACGAGGAUUCCGAAGGUGAUGAGCCCGACAUGGACGAGGAUUCCGAAGGUGAUGAGCCCGACAUGGACGAGGAUUCCGAAGGUGAUGAGCCCGACAUGGAUGAGGAUUCCGAAGGUGAUGAGUCCGUGAAUGGUGAGCUCAAGAAAGAUGAGCCCAAGAAAGAUGAGCCCAAGAAGGAUGAGCCCAAGAAGGAUGAGCCCAAGAAGGAUGAGCCCAAGAAGGAUGAGCCCAAGAAGGAUGAGGCUGAGCCUAAGCCUCUUAAGUAAACACCUGAAAUGGCAGAAUCCUUCACAACUUCUUUCCUCCCUCCGACUAACAACUGAUCUUCAGCAUCACAGGUGUCAACAUGAUGACCACAUUAUGUACAAUAAACAGCAUUAACACAUUAAAACCAACGGAGGCGAUGUCUUACAAUGAUGGGACCAAAUAAAAGCUUUUCCCGUGAUAAAAUGAAAUAUUUUCCUGAGUGUCAUUAUUAGUAUUUUCUUGUGCUUUUUACUUUUUUUGUGUUUGUCUGUGUGAGUAUUAUAACAUCCAAAACCCCUAAAAGGUAGCAUUUUCUGUGUCUUUGCUGUAUUUUGAUUACCACAAUGCUGACAUUGAUCCAAAAUGUAUUCUAAUAAGUGUCUAU
Acanthopagrus latus (yellowfin seabream) is the source of this 3140-nucleotide messenger RNA. Its product is annotated as nucleolin-like. NCBI's taxonomy places the organism in Eukaryota, Metazoa, Chordata, Actinopteri, Spariformes, Sparidae. The record is from RefSeq and is a predicted model, not a curated record. The transcript is spliced from 4 exons. The coding region runs from base 1897 to 2775 and encodes 292 amino acids.